GCACCACACCCGCACCACUGGGUCUUUCCAUUGAAUGGGUAUAGCGUGGAUCGUUCAUCAGAGCAUCCCAGUAUUUCAGACGUUGGAGCGCAGCGUUGCCGUGAGAUCUGGUCAGUGUAAUCAUCAACGAUUUUUGGCAAGCUUCAAGACCUGACGAGCGUCGCAUCGCUGCCCUAGAUGACCGCUUUCCACUACCUUGCAUCAAUACCGUUUGUCUCCGUCGUUCCUGUGUUUGCAAAGCAUGGCAAUAAAAGUGCAAGUGAUGGUGAUGAAGAUGAAGACGACGAAAAUGAUAAUGACAGCGACGAAGACAACAACAAUGGUGACAAUGAGGAAGACAAUCAAGACACCGUCAGAUCGGGCUCGGUGUCAUCUCUGAAUCCUACGCAGACAAACUCAGCACCUCCGAGCUCAACGUCCACCUCACUGAGUUCUCCCGAUCUCCAGUUUAUUCCUCCGAGUAACGUCACAGUUUGUGGAAGUACCACUUUCCGUUGGAAUUACAACGGGACAGAAGAUAUUGCUCUGACUAUCGCCGUUACGAAUGAGCGAAGCUCUCAACUUGCUUCGCAACAGAGUAACGAGACGAUGCUGAUUUCUCGCACUUUGACGAAUACUGUUUCGUCAAAUGCAAAAGGGAUGGCAUGGAGUCGUGCUGAUGUCCCUGCGGGGGCUUAUGUGGUUCUCGCGUUUGAUACGGAGCAGGGUUCAGGAUUGCAUGCACAAUCUCCACCUUUCUUCGUCGUUGCCAGUACGGACAUGGGCUGCCUUACACCUACAUCCAUCACGUCUCCCCCAUCUCCCACUAAAUCAAGCAACGCGUCGUCACAGGACACUGGUACUGCUAGCCCAGCUCCUGUCCAGUUGCAGUCGCAAGGGAAGGCUCUUAGUACCGGUGCAUUGGCGGGGACGGUGAUCGGGGUUGUCGUUGGGGUACUGUUGUUACUGCUGGCAUUCAAUUUUCCACAUUUCUGGAGACAUUCUUUGCCUAGGCGUGCACGUAGGCCUGGAGGUCCUUACCUGCUAUUCUGAGUGUCUUCCAAGACUGUAGUAUUAUUAUCGCAGCGACGAGUAAGUAUUAACCGGACUAUUAUAUUGCGAGUAGUACAGGAAUGGUGUAUCGUUACAGCUACAAUGUACAGUCUGAUAUUCGUGC
Messenger RNA from Somion occarium, 1156 nucleotides. The record is from the annotation of a GenBank genome assembly. NCBI's taxonomy places the organism in Eukaryota, Fungi, Basidiomycota, Agaricomycetes, Polyporales, Cerrenaceae.